Triplophysa dalaica is the source of this 1544-nucleotide messenger RNA. It is a transcript of the gene ccna1, whose product is annotated as cyclin A1. Gene Ontology annotation, cellular component: cytoplasm; nucleus; cyclin A2-CDK2 complex. The record is from RefSeq and is a predicted model, not a curated record. Gene Ontology annotation, molecular function: cyclin-dependent protein serine/threonine kinase regulator activity. Gene Ontology annotation, biological process: mitotic cell cycle phase transition; regulation of cyclin-dependent protein serine/threonine kinase activity. NCBI's taxonomy places the organism in Eukaryota, Metazoa, Chordata, Actinopteri, Cypriniformes, Nemacheilidae. The transcript is spliced from 9 exons. The coding region runs from base 206 to 1369 and encodes 387 amino acids.
CGCCGCAUGCAGUCGAGCACACCUGAGCGUCAUUAUCGUUAAUUUGCGAUGGCUCGUUAAGCAACCGAUCUUAAUUGAGUUCAAACGUGUUAAUGUUUUACGUUGAUUGAUCAUGAACGUUGACGUGCACGUAUAAAAAGGUUAAGGUGAGACUUGAGGUCAAAGCACUUUGAUUUUCCUAUUCAACUCCUUUUAGCGCAAAAAGAUGAGUUCCCGAAGCCUCGCUCCUCUUUCCAGACGUAACAAUCAGGAACACAUGGGUUUGGGGAAAGUGGAUGGCAUGCACGCUCACAAGCCCGGCCAAAGAGUUGUACUUGGCCUUUUGAGUGAGAAUGAUCAGCAUAAUCGAGUAUUUGGGGAGGUUUCGUCCAAAUAUGACACCGCUUUUCAUGACAUUCCUCUCCAUAACACCUGUGUUGACGUCCACGAGUCUGUCACUGCGCAGUCCAGCGAACAACCGGCGUCGUUCCUGUUGGACUCUGAGCUUCUUCUGCUAGAUGAUGCUGUGAAUGACGUUGGCUCAGGUUCGUGCAUGGAUGCUUCUAUGCAGUUGGUGCCAGAAGAUGAUGCAACGUCGCACGAUAUCUUGUGUGUCCCAGAAUAUGCUGAGGACAUCCAUCGAUACCUCCGUGAAUGCGAAAUUAAAUACAGGCCAAAGCCCAGCUACAUGAGAAAACAGCCAGACAUAACCAACUGCAUGAGGGUUAUCCUUGUUGACUGGCUGGUUGAAGUGGGUGAAGAAUACAAACUGUGCUCAGAGACUCUCUUCCUGGCUGUGAAUUACCUGGACCGCUUUCUCUCGUGCAUGUCUGUGCUACGAGGAAAACUGCAGCUUGUGGGAACGGCUGCUAUACUCCUGGCUGCAAAAUACGAAGAGGUGUAUCCUCCGGAAUUGGCGGAGUUUGUCUACAUCACUGAUGAUACCUACACAAAGAAACAGGUGCUUCGAAUGGAGCAGCACCUGCUCCGAGUGCUUGCCUUUGACAUGACUGCACCCACCGUUUUACAGUUAUUGAUGCAGUACACCUUGGAAGAGCAUAUCUGUGCCAGGACUACCAACCUGGCUUUGUAUCUUUCAGAGUUGAGUCUGCUUGAGGUGGAUCCUUUUGUGCAGUAUCUACCAUCCAAGAUUGCUGCUGCAGCAUAUUGUCUGGCCAACUACACCUUAAAUGGGGCUCUGUGGCCUGAGAACUUGUAUGCAUUCACCGGUUACUCUCUGACUGUCAUUGGCCCUUGUUUGAAAGAGCUUCACAAGCUGCAUAUAAGUGCAGCGAGUCGACCCCAGAGAGCAAUCCAGGAGAAGUUCAAGAGCUCAAAGUACUGUGGAGUGUCCUUGCUCAAACCUGUGGGGGUUUUGCCACUACCUUAGUGUUUGGACCGUGACCACAUCAAGGCCAAUGAAAUGACUGCAGCGCUUAAUUCUCUUGUAAAUACUAUAUGGAAACUUGUUUUUUAAAUGUUUUUAAACUUAAAAUGUGAUUUUUAUCAUAGGCUUAUUUUAACUCCAAAGUGACCAAUAAAAUGGUGACUUGUUUUAAGUCCAG